UGGUUGUCAAACUUAAACCUUAACUCCACAACGUCGAUGGGCCCAUCAUUUGGACUGUACAGCUGGCUUUGAGCUGGCGCGAAUUAGUAAUUCAUUGAUAAUCCGAGUCCAAGAAGACAUAAAUAUUACGGGGAACGGGGAAACUUUUGCUCAUACCUUGCGGAGUACCUCCCUUUCCUUGAGUGCAGAUAUUUAGUUUGUUUCCAGAAUUCAACUGGCCUUGUCAUUAUGCUUGAGACACCUCCGCGUAAAUCAUGCAGGGAGUGCAUACGAAAUUUUACCUGGGCCUGGUAUACAGUGAUCAUGGGUACUGGGGGUACAUCUGCACUGGUCCAUGCAUUUCCGUACGGGAACGAUAGUCCGGCGAUCAAGGCCGUCACCUUGGUCAUUUUUUCCCUAAAUCUCCUCCUCUUUGUCUUGUUUACUGGGGCUACCAUCGCGAGAUACAUCAUGUUCCCUGACAUCUGGCUCAAGAUGAUCCGCCAUCCAGCUCAGGGCCCACUCAUGGGUGCAUUUCCAGCGGGAGCUGCAACAUUAAUUAAUAUAGCAUUGGUAGCCAAUCAAGAAUGGAAAUUUGGAAGAAUUGAGUUUCUAUAUACGCUCUGGGGUUUCUGGUGGUUCGACUCCAUCUUAUCGUACCUCAUCGCCUUUGGAAUGCUACAUGCGAUGAUGGUGGAGCAGAAACAUGCCCUUCAGACCAUGACCCCUUUAUGGCUACUUCCAGCUAUCAGUCUUAUCGUUGCAUCUUCAACCGGUGGUUUACUCUCUGCUGCGCUUAAAGCUCAGUCGAUGAAGUUCGCCAUCUUGACAACCCUAUUCUCGUUUACUAUGGUGAUCAUUGGUCUCAGUCUCGCGUUGAUGAUGAUCACGGUGUACCUCGCACGCCUUAUCAUAAACGGUCCGCCAGAAAAGCCGCUCGUUUUGUCUGCUUUCGUGGCAUUGGGUCCCUUCGGUCAGGGAGGAUACUCGCUCCUUAUCAAUGGCCAGAACCUGUCCGAAAUCCUUCCGCUGCACGUCUCGGGCACUUUCCCAGGGGUAGCAGCUGGAGGGCAGAUGAUAUUCUCGUUCUGUUUCUGCGGAUCUUACAUCCUAUGGUCUAUGGGCGUCUGUUGGAGCAUCAUUUCCUCGAUUUCUAUAUUCAGCGUGCUCAAAAAGGAGGGGAACAUACCCUUUUCCAUCGCGUAUCAAGGAUUGAUUUUCCCGAAUGCUGUAUUUGCGCUUCUCUCAGUGCAGCUUGGGAAUGUUCUGAACAGCGGCUUUUUCUGUGGGUUUGGCGCGGCAUGGACAGUUAUUGUCUUCAUCCUGUGGUUGAGUAUCUUUGCAAGAACCAUCCUAGCAGUCGUCGACAGGUCCAUAUUUGUUGCGCCAGAUAUCGCAGUUCCACCCUUGCCACUUGAUAGUAAUGACAGUCUCGACAGUAUAAAACCUGCUGGAAUCAGUCAUACUUUGGCUAGACAACAGUUAUCACAUCUCAGCGACUUGAUGCCUUUUCAUACGAACUUCGUAAAAGUAGUACCAUGUUGAUAGCUACGUAUGAAUAUUAUGACAGGAGACUUAACGGUUC
Molecule: messenger RNA, 1564 nt
Organism: Suillus clintonianus
Lineage: Eukaryota; Fungi; Basidiomycota; Agaricomycetes; Boletales; Suillaceae
Product: voltage-dependent anion channel
Exons: 5
Coding region: 229-1524 (431 amino acids)
Biological process (GO): sulfite transmembrane transport; transmembrane transport
Cellular component (GO): plasma membrane
Molecular function (GO): sulfite transmembrane transporter activity
Source: RefSeq, a predicted model, not a curated record